Molecule: messenger RNA, 1513 nt
Organism: Camelina sativa (false flax)
Lineage: Eukaryota; Viridiplantae; Streptophyta; Magnoliopsida; Brassicales; Brassicaceae
Source: RefSeq, a predicted model, not a curated record
GCUACACUAACGGCGGAGACUCUGUUAUCUCGCCGUUAAAUCUUUCUCUCAAAAAAAAUCAGAGGAAAAGAAGAAAAUUAAAAAUCGUAAAUUUUAAUUUGAGAUUUAUUUGAUUUGAUCGAUUCGAUUCGAUUGGAGGAGUAUCGGAUGUUGAAAAUCUCCGAUCGGCCAUGAAAGGCGUCUCUUCGACGCCCGGAGAUUACGUCUACUUCAAAUCUCAGGUUCCUCUUCACAAGAUUCCCAUUGGGACUAAGCAAUGGCGUUACUAUGACUUUGGUCCAAAGACUGUUCCUCCGCUCAUAUGUAUUCCUGGAAUUGCUGGUACUGCAGAUGUUUAUUAUAAACAGAUUAUGGCACUCUCUAUGAAGGGUUAUCGGGUAAUUUCAGUUGACAUACCACGGGUUUGGAGUUAUCAUGAGUGGAUUCAAGCAUUUGAGAAAUUCUUGGACACCAUUGAUGUUCAUCACGUUCAUCUCUAUGGUACCUCCCUUGGAGGCUUCUUAGCACAGCUCUUUGCUCACCACCGUCCAAGAAGGGUUAAAUCAUUGGUUCUAUCGAAUACAUAUUUGGAUACUCGCACAUUUGCUGCUGCAAUGCCAUGGGCUCCUUUUGUUAGUUGGACUCCUUCUUUUUUGUUGAAACGAUACGUCUUAACAGGAAUACGUGAUGGACCUCACGAACCCUUUAUCGCUGACUCUGUGGAUUUUGCUGUUUCUCAGGUUGAGACAUUGUCAAAAGAUGAUUUGGCUGCCCGGUUAACCUUAACAGUGGAUGCUGCUUCCGUGGGAUCUCUACUACUCUCUGAUUCGGCCAUCACUAUAAUGGAUACGAAUGAUUACUGCGCAAUACCACAACAUCUUAAAGAUGAACUUACAGAGAGGUAUCCCGAAGCAAGGAGAGCUUACUUAAAGACUGGUGGAGAUUUCCCGUUCCUAUCACGGCCCGACGAAGUCAAUUUGCAUCUACAGCUGCACCUGAGGCGGGUAAAAGUAGAACCACGGCCCGAGGUGGUUAAUACCAUUUCAAAAGACGGCGCAGAUGGCACAGACAGUAGCAGCCAGAGCAAGGAUGAGGAGAAGGACGACCGUAACAACAAUAUGCCUCAAGGCUCCGGAAGCUCAUCUUCAGAUCAAUCACCAACAUUUCCAGAAAGUUCCGGAAGCUCCAAUGAUCCGCCUUUACCCACAGACACCAUUCAGUUGCAAAGUUCAUCAAUAGACACCCUCAUAUUAGCACAAGUCGCUGGUGAAGUGUAUCAGUCAUGUCUGCUUUUCACGUUGUGUUACUGUACAUUGGUUUUGGUUCAUGGUGGUUUCAUCUCCAGACAAUCGGUUUAGUGUUCUUCAUUAUUUAUUAUUACCCUCUUUUGCUGUUUAAAUCUUUUUUACCUAUGUGUUUCUUGAUCUGUUUUGGUUUCUCUUGACUUUUGUGUAAGUUUGACAGACAAAGCAAGAGUUCUUUGUAUGUUUCAAGUUAUUACACUUUCGGAAAGAAAAAAAAAGUUUGGUUUGUU